Molecule: messenger RNA, 4945 nt
Organism: Megalobrama amblycephala (Wuchang bream)
Lineage: Eukaryota; Metazoa; Chordata; Actinopteri; Cypriniformes; Xenocyprididae
Product: zinc finger protein 271-like
Exons: 2
Coding region: 1-1242 (413 amino acids)
Source: RefSeq, a predicted model, not a curated record
AUGGGUUCACCAAACUUUGAUAGAAAAAGAACCAAGAAAUCUACAACCUGUACUCAGUGUGGAAAAAGUUUAUCGACCAAACAAAGUCUUGAGUAUCACAUGAGAGUUCAUACAGGAGAGAAGCUGUUCACAUGUGAUCAGUGUGGGAAGAGUUUCAGUCAAUCAUCACACCUUAAAGCACACAUGAGAAUCCACACAGGAGAGAAGCCGUUCACAUGUGAUCAGUGUGGGAAGAGCUUCAAACAAAAAGGACAUCUUAAGAGUCAUAUGAAAGUUCACACUGGAGAGAAGCCACACACAUGUGAUCAGUGUAACAAAACAUUUCUAGGGUCAUCAGCCCUGAAGAGACAUCUGAGAGUUCAUACAAAGGAGAAGCCACAUUUAUGUUCUGUGUGUGGAAAGAGUUUUUCACAGCUGUAUAGUUUACAAGAACAUGAGAAAAUUCAUACUGGUGUGAGAGAGUACAUGUGCUUUGAGUGUGAGAAGACUUUUACUACACAGAGCGAUUUAAAAAAGCGCCAGAGAAUUCACACUGGAGAAAAACCUUACAAGUGUUCACACUGUGACAAGAGAUUCAGUCUGUCAUCAUAUCUGAAAACAAAUGUGAAGAUCCACACUGGAGAAAAACCUUACAAGUGUUCACAGUGUAACAAGAGAUUCAGUCGGGCAGAACAUCUGAAAACACAUGAGAGGAUCCACACUGGAGAAAAACCUUACAAGUGUGAUCAGUGUGACAAGAUAUUCAGUCUGUCAUCAUAUCUGAAAACACAUGAAAGGAUCCACACUGGAGAAAAACCUUACAAGUGUUCACAGUGUGACAAGAGAUUCAGUCAGCCAACAAAUCUGAAAACGCAUGAGAAGAUCCACACUGGAGAAAAACCUUACAAGUGUUCACAGUGUGACAAGAGAUUCAGUCGGGCAGAACAUCUGAAAACACAUGAGAGGAUCCACACUGGAGAGAAACCUUACAAGUGUUCACACUGCGACAAGAGAUUCAGUCUGUCAUCAUAUCUGAAAACACAUGAGAUGGUCCACACUGGAGAAAAACCUUACAAGUGUUCACAGUGUGACAAGAGAUUCAAUCAGUCAUCACAUCUGAAAACACAUGAGAGGAUCCACAGCAGAGAGAAGCCGCACACGUGUGAUCAGUGUGGAAAGAGUUUCUCUUUUAAAAACCACCUGAAGAUACACAUGAAGAUCCAUGCAGUGGAGAAACCACAUCACCACAGUCUGAAAUCAUGAUAAGUAGUUCAUCUUACGUGCUAAGAAAAAAUGUCUCUUCUGUGUAAGUUAGAUACAGCCAAAUCUCUCAUCUCCACCUAUAGUUGGUGCUGUUGUUCUGUGGCUGCUGUUGAAUUAUCCAGGUUGUGGAUGAGGAGCGACCACGAAAUGCCUCAUUCAUUCAUAGUUAACCGUUUCUCAAUAUGUGCUCUUGUCUGUACUUGUGUGAAACGUCAUCAGUUGCUGCCCAAGUACUGUUCCGAUUCAAAGUUCACAUCUAGCCAAGUACAGUUCAAAUCCCCAGAUGUGUUCUUGAUCUGCCCCUUUUAUCGAGGAUGCAUCGAGAGGUGACUUGUGCGGACUUGAGACAGCCAGGUAUCCCAGACUGCAUCGCGCACUAACCAGCAAGCAUCAAUAGUAAAGCAGAAAACCUGUGAAAUUUAAACAUAUUACUGUUAUGUCAUGAUAUGUAUAAUUAAGAGUGUUCAGGCAUGUAGGAAUGUACUGGUUUAAAGCUCAAAUUUGUGGUUUAUUGAUAAAAAGAAGCACCUAUUUGGAGUUGUGAGAUCCGGGCAAUCACCGGGCGCUCAGCGCUCAUAUACCCCGCCAAGAACAGUUUGGCUCUGAUGCUGGUUCUCAUGUCUCUGUAGUGGUUAAAUAUAAUUCAUCUUUUGUAAAUCUAAUGGGUGAUCUUUGGUCUCAUUAAUCUAUAAUUUGUUUAACUAAAAGUUUAAUCUCUUAACUUAUAGUUUACUCUUGUAGCCUACUAGAGCGCUGAUUUUGUAUGUUUGACUGAAUCGUUUGUUUUAUUUUUAUUGUAGCUUCUUUUACCUAUUGCUUAUACUUUUAUAAUGGGUAUUUGGCUAUUGUUGGCCAUUAAAACUGACAUUUAACAAAAAGAGUCAGGGUUGUGUUUUAUAUUUGCAGACUAUAUGCACAUAUUUCCACAUGUUUAAUAUUUUUAAAAUGGAAAUGAAAAGUGGAAGAGCUGUGUUUUAUAGUUCAUUUUGUAAUUAUACAUGCAGUGAAGACUGUAACACUCUGCCUAAAUAAGGCAGGCUACGACCGUGCUUCCUGCUUCGCUACUGUUCGGACGCUCUUGCUUACAGCUCUGCGCUCUGCUCUAUUGCUUUUAUAUUUUAUCUCCUAAUUUUAAAUACAGCAAAACAGCACAGUGCUCAAACGACAAAUCUUGGCACCAACAAAGUUUUUAACUGGAAGAAUUGCUACAAAAAAUUCAGUGGUUGGAAUUUUUAUCCAACCAGCCUCCCACUGACGGGAACCAUCAGCUUACAUUCCGGAGAAGGGAAAACACAGCUGCCUACAUCCAAAAGGAUUAGAAAUAAUAUGCCUCCUCUGGUUGAAGAAUCUACCUGCUGCACAAACUGCCACAGACUUCUACAAAGGAUUGCAGUUAUUGAAACAAAGUUACUUGCUAGACUACCAAACCAGACAGAACACACAACAGAGCUUCGUCAUGGACGUCCUCAGCACACAGCCGGUGAGUCCCAUGAAUCUAGUGCUCCUAAACAGACCAUACUGAGUGCCGAAACUGAUCAACAUACUAAUCGAUGGCACAAACAGGGAGCGAGACCCAAAGGCACUCGAGACAUCAGAUUGUCACGAGUAUCACAUUUUGCAGUAGCAUCCUCUACCCCAAACACUAGCUCCCUACCGCUGCCAAUACAUCUGGAGAACAGAUCCCCAAACAUGAUCGGACACAGAUCAAAUCAGCCAGCAGCUAACACCGAUGCUAACUGCCUCUCAAGGUCGAGCAGGCAGCGGCACUCAGCUCAGAGAGCAGCCGAGCCCAGGACUCUGAUAGUGGGUGACUCUAUUAUCAGAAACAUUAGCAGCAGGGAUACAACUACAUGCUUCCUUCCACAAGCAACAGUUUCUGAUGUAAGCAGGGAACUUAAGAGCAUUCUGAUGAAAUAUAAAACUGCAAACCGACUAAUCAUCCAUGUGGGGAAAGAAUGAUAUUCGGAAGGAGCAGUCAGAACUCCUUAAAAAGGAUUUCAAUUAACUUUUUGAAAUACUCAGAAGACUAAAAGUUCAGUCGUUCAUCAGUGGACCACUCCCAGCAAGAGGAACAAAUAGAUUUACACGGUUGCUUGGGCUUAACACAUGGCUGCAAAAAACCUGCAACUUAAAUGGACUGAAUUUCAUCAACAAUUUCAAUCUUUUCUGGAGUCAGAGACAGUUGUUCACACAUGAUGGCCUGCACCCAAACAAACUGGGCUCAAGAGUGCUAAAAGACAAUAUCUACUUCUCCCUCCAUCAUCCUUCAGCAGUGUGUGCAAAUCCACUCGAUCUGAAAGGCACAAACACACCUGGACAGAGUGCAACUGACCACAGGACUUCAUUUCAGCAGCUGAAUGGACAUGCGGCUCACACAUCCCACAAGGACAAUGAUAACACCAUGCAGCCAUAACAACCACUGCUCACGGACACAAUCCAAACUGAGCCCUGCCCACAGAGCUCACCGAUAGAGAGUGACGUAUUAGAACUUCUCCAAGAUUCAGCACCCAAGGACGACUUUCUGGAAAACAGCCAGGGAAGCCAGGACAACAUAUUACAGCCUCCUGUAACACCAGAGCAACAGCCUCUCUCACCGGACACAUUAUCCCUCUCUCCAUCAUCCCCUCUUCUGUGCUUCUCAGAGAAAAUGGAGGAACUGGUCUAUGCUGGAACCAAACUCUGCCAUUCUUUUGCUGCGAGCCCCCAGAUAUCAACGAAAAAGCGACAAGCCCCGAAACCACCAAAGCCUGUGGGCCCAGCUCGGCCUCCCCCUCCUCCUGUGAGAGCUCUUCGGCCCCUGCCACAACGCCAGGGCCCUCACCCUCCUCCAUCUGUUCUAGGUGAACCAAAAACAACUGAUAACAGCUCUCAGUGAUGUGUGUCGUGUCCCCGCUAUGAUAACAGUGACUUUGUCAAAUGUUUACAGAACAAGCGGGAACCCAGUGUGCCUGUUGCUUUCUCUAUUUCUGUUCUAUUAUGUGAUAGAAAGCCAAAGGCCUUCUCAAACCGUUUGGCAAACCCAUUUAAUCUGCUGACUAUUACACGUCAAACUAAGAUUACUGUAGAGACAGAAAGUAAGACUGUUAAGUUAGCACUUUUAAACAUCCGUUCACUUAAAAAUAAAUCACUUCUAGUCAAUGACUUAAUAACCACAAACAAUCUAGAUUUUAUGCUUCUAAAUGAAACAUGGCUUGAAGACAGCUGCAGUUCAACAAUCCCGAAUGAAACGGCCCCUCCUAACUUUACUUUAAUGAGUGUCUGCAGAGCUGUUAGAAGAGGUGGAGGUGUAGCUGCUCUAUUUAAAGAUGUCUAUCAAUGCAAGCAAGUGUCAUUUGGUGAUUACUUGUCUUUUGAAUACUUGGGUAUUGUGUUAAAAGGUGCUCCUCGCAUUCUACUUAUAGUCAUUUACAGGCCUCCUAAAUAUUCUCCAGCCAUUGUUGAGGACUUUACAGAACUGUUAUCAGCAAUUUCCUCAGAGUUUGACUGUUUUGCUAUUACCGGAGACUUUAACAUCCACAUAGAAAAUGCAGAAUCCAAUAUGGCAAAAGAAAUCAUAACUGUUUUGAAUACUAUAGAUCUGACUUAGCAUGUACAUGGACCCACACACAAUCGUGGACAUACUUUAUUUAAUUAUUAGUAAGGGUCUAAACAUUUCAUCCAUUGUCAUUAAGGAUGUAGCACUAUCAGAUCAUUUCUGUAUUUU